CUACAGAUAAAAAAAAGGCAACGACAUUAAAUUCGAAAAAGAGAUGUCGCCGGUGAACGCUGAUUUUUUCAGCGACUUCAUCUCCAUCGUUUAUAAAUCUAAAGUUGUCGCUGGUUUUCUCUGUCAGCUGUAUUAUGAACCUAUUCUUUUAAUUAUAAAGCAUUUAAACCUCUAUUUUUCUGGUCGCUGUCGCUAAUUGAGCGAUUGAGAAAAGAACAGGCCUUCAACCACUACCCUCAUUUAAAGUCAAAAAGUUGACCACCUAAUAUUCAUCCUAUUUGUUAAUUUCAAAUUUUACGAAACAUUAAUCUGAUUAUUCUCGUGACCAACUAUUCUUCAUACAUCCAUUUAACCAAAUCCAAAGUGGUUAUAAAUAACUGCUAACCAUCAUUGCUCAAUAAAACACACACACACAAAGGGAAAGCCAAACCGGUAUAUUUUCUUUAAACAGGAUAUAUAGAUGAACCAAGAAGAGCACGUAAAGCUUCUGGGCUUAUGGGGAAGUCCUUUUAGCAAAAGAGUAGAGAUGGUCCUAAAACUUAAGGGCAUACCUUAUGAGUACAUUGAAGAAGAUGUUUAUGGAAACAGGAGCCCUAUGCUUCUCAAGUACAACCCUAUACACAAGAAGGUCCCUGUCCUCAUCCACAAUGGUAGAUCGAUAGCCGAAUCAUUGGUGAUUGUCGAAUACAUCGAAGAUACGUGGAAGACAACUCACACGAUCUUGCCUCAAGAUCCUUAUGAACGUGCCAUGGCCCGGUUUUGGGCUAAGUAUGUGGAUGAAAAGGUAAUGUUAGCAGUGAAGAAAGCUUGUUGGGGACCGGAGAGUGAAAGAGAAAAAGAAGUGAAAGAGGCUUAUGAGGGUUUGAAAUGUUUAGAAAAGGAGCUUGGAGAUAAACUUUUUUUCGGAGGAGAGACAAUUGGAUUUGUCGAUAUAGCAGCUGAUUUCAUAGGAUAUUGGUUAGGGAUUUUCCAAGAAGCUUCAGGCGUCACGAUCAUGACCGCGGAGGAGUUUCCAAAACUUCAACGUUGGUCGGAAGAUUUCGUGGGAAAUAACUUUAUUAAGGAAGUCUUGCCCCCUAAGGAGAAGCUCGUGGCUGUUUUGAAGGCCAUGUUUGGAAGUGUUACAUCUAAUUAAACGUAAUAAGACCAUCGUAAUUCAUUGUUUGGUAACAGAAAAAAAUUGAUAUCUAUGUCAUCUUUAUUUUUAUAUUUUCGUCUUCUUUGGUAAAUGUUUUCUUCUAUAUGGUUAUUCUAUAAAUAACACUUUCCAAAAACACAUAAAUCGGAGUUGGACUCAGAGAGUUACUGACAAAAACAAAAAUAAAGGAGAAAACAUGUUUAAUAAAAGAAAUUUUAGCA
Arabidopsis thaliana (thale cress) is the source of this 1359-nucleotide messenger RNA. It is a transcript of the gene GSTU8, whose product is annotated as glutathione S-transferase TAU 8. Gene Ontology annotation, molecular function: glutathione transferase activity. Gene Ontology annotation, cellular component: cytosol. The coding region runs from base 461 to 1135 and encodes 224 amino acids. The transcript has 2 exons. Lineage: Eukaryota; Viridiplantae; Streptophyta; Magnoliopsida; Brassicales; Brassicaceae. Gene Ontology annotation, biological process: glutathione metabolic process; toxin catabolic process. The record is from RefSeq and is marked reviewed.